Messenger RNA from Oryctolagus cuniculus (rabbit), 3401 nucleotides. The record is from RefSeq and is a predicted model, not a curated record. Lineage: Eukaryota; Metazoa; Chordata; Mammalia; Lagomorpha; Leporidae.
CACAAGGGAAAGGCGUUGCUUCCUUGUGGCCCACAUGGCUUGCCUGCACAGAAAUGCCACCACCACCACCUCCAGGUCCAGCUCACUCUGCUCUGGGCCGAGCACCAGAUGGAUCAGUGUAGACUCCAGCCUGAAACCUCACCUAAGCAAGGGUCCGCUGGAAAGGAAAGGAAGAAACACACAGGACUUGACCCUCCAGGAGCCCCGGGAGAAGGGGAGAAGGGAGAAGCACACACAAUGUAAUCUUCAGAUGUUGCAUCUGCUGAACAGUCCUGCCCUCCAAGGACCUGUCUGAGCACUCUGCUAACUUCCCUAUGUAACAUGAGCUCCAGGUAAGGUCACUAACCCGGUGCAGGCCACAUCAGGCUCUGCUGACUCCCUGAUUGGCUCACAUAGCACACCUCAUUAGCAUGCACUUCAACCUAUCAGGCAGACGUCUUCCUUUAGAAACACAACUAUCUGUGCCACACAGCCCUGGUGGGCAGGUAUCUCUUUGCUGGCACGGAGAGUUUCCCUGCCUUUUCAGGUUUAUUUAAUUAUUUCAAAGAGACAGAUAAAAGUGUGUGUUGUCUUGCAGCAUUGUUUUGAAGUGGAAUGGUUAAGUCUGACAGACGAAUGCCCACCUGAGCACACUGUGUUGGGCAGUGCUGUCCAGUCUAGGAAGGGUAGGAAGGGCUGACAUGCUGCAGUGUGCGUGAACCCUGACACUGUGGAAGUGAAACAAGCCAAGGGCAGACUCGCAUAACGGGCACUGAGGGCAGUCGGCAUCACAGAAAGCAGAAUGGUAGAUGCCAGGCUCUAGGGAGAGCAAACAGCAGGCAGUUGCUCUUGAAAAGUACGGUCUGAGACUUGCCAUUUAAAUACAGAUUCUGGAGAUGUGUGGUGGUCAGGAUGGCACAAUGGCAUGAAUGAACCACCUAUGCAAUUAAACGUGGCUAACACAGCAAAUAUUAUGUUACUUGUAUUUACCAUUUUAAUAAGUGGAGCAGGCAAGAAGGAAUAUUGCAUAAACUAAACUCAUUUGAUGGUCUCUGCCCUGCAGAAAUACUCCACAGUUAUGCGGCUGUAAUAGCAAACCCAACCUCUGUCCCUCUGAGCACCCGAGUGUCCUUCACCCAACGGGGCUGAAAGGAAAUGUUAGGGAGUGAGGUGAGGAAAGAGAAAAAAGAGCAGUCAGGGAGGGAAAGAUAACAAUGAGAGAGAGAGGAGAGAGUCAGGCUUCAUAUGGACAGAGUCCCAGGUGAGUAGAGAGGACUGGGCUCCAUGUAGAAUUUCUGCUCCUGACUAGGACAUUCCGGCUUGCUCCCUCUUACUCCAACGUCUGCUACCAGGAAAGCAUUACACAUGAUCAUCCCAGCACCACAGAGCUUCUCCUAACAUAGCUGAAGGUUGGGGAAUGUGGCCUUGCAGUGGUUGAAAUGCGAGUCUUUACAUUUGUCUUCAAAACUUUCUUUCUGUCCAACCAUACACAAGGUGGUAUCAUGGAAGGAGAAAAUGUGAGUUUUUCCAGCACCUUCAUCUUGUUGGGCUUCUCAGAGCAUCCAUGGCUGGAGAUUCCUCUCUUUGGGGUGGUCCUGGUCUCCUACAUCAUCACUCUGAUGGGAAACAGCUCCAUCAUCCUCCUUUCCCUGGUAGAGCCCAGACUCCAGACCCCCAUGUACUUCUUCCUGGACAACCUGUCUGUGCUGGACCUCUGUGUCUCCUGCGCCAUUGUGCCACAGCUGCUGGCCAACCUCUGGGGGCCAGAGAAGACAAUCACUGCCUGGGGCUGCAUCACACAGGCCUACCUCUUCCACUGGACGGGCUGCACCGAAUGUGCCUUGCUGGCCGUGAUGGCUCUGGAUCGCUACAUGGCUAUCUGCCGGCCCCUCCGGUACAUGCUCAUCAUGCGUCCCCGGGUGUGUAUGCAGCUGGCAGCCACAACUUGGCUCAGUGGCCUGGCCAACUCCCUGCUCCAAGCCACACUCGCCCUACAGCUUCCCCGCUGUGGUCACCACACCCUGGACCAUUUCUUCUGUGAGGUACCUGUUCUGAUCAAGCUGGCCUGUGGGGACACGACUGCCAACAACCUGUCCCUGGCCUUGGGAGCUGUCCCUUUUGCACUGCUGGCUCCCGUGUGCGUGCUCAUCUCCUACACAUUCAUCACGAGGGCUGUACUGAAGUUACCUUCAGCCACAGGAAGAUACAAAGCACUGAGCACCUGCAGCUCCCACCUGGCAGUGGUCGUCAUGUACUUUGGGCCAGCCAUCUACAUGUAUCUCCAGCCCCCUGCCAGCAGUACUCAAGCCAAGUUCAUGUCUUUCUUCUACUGCGUCGUCACCCCUCUGCUCAAUCCACUCAUCUACACCCUGAGAAACAAGGAUGUGAAGGCAGCGUGGAAGAGGGUCCUAUGGUCCAGGGUGGAGUGAAGUCUUAGAAAGUCGCAAGAUCUCAGUCUGUCUCCUGCAACAGCCACACUCACGUCAGUUACUUCUGGAUGUCUGCUUCUCCAAACGAGUAUCCACAAGCUCCAAGGAAACAGCUCCCAUUUCCCAACAUCAACUUCCCUGAUGUCUACAGAACUAGCUUCUGACUAGAAAGCGCAUUCUCUGGAAAAUCAAACAGUGACACUGUGCUCACUCCUGGCACUCUCCACAGACAGAGUGAGCUGCAGAGGCCAUACAACUAUGCAGGUGAACAGCACCCUCUUUUCAAAUUCCUUGCAACAGGUCUGGCACUGUGGCAUAGUGGACUAAGCCUCCACCUGCCGUGCCAACAUCCCACAUGGAUGCCGGAUCAAGCCCUGGCUGCAGGUAAAGCUGUGGCCUGCAGUGCUAGCAUCCCAUAUGGGCACAAGUUCGAGUCCUGGCUGCUCUACUUCUAAUCCAGCUCUCUGCUGUGGCCUGGGAAAGCAGUAGAAGAUGGCCCAAGUCCUUAGAUUCCUGCAGCCACAUGGGAGACCCAGAGGAAGCUCCUGGCUCCUGCCUUCGGAUCAACCCAGCUCUGGCCGUUGGCCAUCUGUGGAGUGAACCAGCAGAUAGAAGACAUCUCUUUGCCUCUGCCUCUCUGUGACUUUUUCAAAUACAUAUAUAAAUCUUUUUUUAAAAAAUCCCUUCCUACAAUUGCUCCCCUUCACCAGAUGCCCUUAGAGAAAAUUUGCUAAAAAUGUUAACAGAUUCCAAUAAGAUUUCUAAAUAAACCUUUGUUGGAUUUAUCAUGUCUCCAACUCAAACCAUUUUAACCUCUCCUUCUUCAAAUACCUGCCACCCUACAAUCCAUCUUAUCUUGACAUCAUCAAAGCCCUCACAACCCAUCUGUGGCCAUUUUGAGAAUCUCAAAGUAACAAAUUACUUCACUGCUCCCAAUUUAGGACAAAUAUGACUGCAUGAGUUUACAUUUCCUAUACAUUUAUGAGCUACCAC